Messenger RNA from Gilbertella persicaria, 516 nucleotides. RefSeq lists its product as uncharacterized. Lineage: Eukaryota; Fungi; Mucoromycota; Mucoromycetes; Mucorales; Choanephoraceae. The transcript has a single exon. The record is from RefSeq and is a predicted model, not a curated record. The annotation marks the transcript as partial.
AUGUCAAACACAAAACGAUCUGACGAUACCUCAAUACAUUGUAUUCCUUUUCGAGGAUUCUUAAAAGGAGAUGCUCGUUUCUUAUUAUUUUCUGUUUUUAUGCAUGAAAACCUAUUAAUGAGUGAUAUCAAGUCAGAUCCGUAUGCCAAUUUAAGCUGGAUUAUGCCCAGGACACACGAAUACUUUAACUUGAAAGGUCGUUUCUAUAUUGCAUCUGCACCUAUUCAAAUCACACGCUUUCCGCCACCCAAAAUAACAAAGGAAAAUGCAAGUGGUUAUUGGGAACAAGAGCGCUUGAGGCAAUGGUCUUUAUUAGAUCAUCAACUAAGGGCGACAUUUACUUGGCCAUCAAGAACAGAAGUAAUUGAUAAUAAGUCAUUACUUUGUCAGUCACUCCCUUAUGAUAAAAGCUGUUUAUUGAUUGAUAUUGCUAUGGAUAACUUUUGUCUGCUAGUUUAUAAAGUAACAGAGGCAGAGUACCUUGAUUACUCUAUCUUUCCACCUAAAAGAAUGGUA